AUGGACUUCGCCUCCAUCCUCGCCCGCGAAAUCUCAAAAAAACGCAAAACCCCCCCCACCACCACCACCACCGACUCCCCCUCAUCCCCCGCCCCCCCCCCCCCACAAAAAAAAUACCUAAAACGCUCCGAAGUCGAAUCGCAGCGCCGCGCCGCCUACGAAGCGCAGCAAUCCGCCCUCGAAACCCACCGCGCCGCCAAAGCCGCGCAAAAGCGCGCCGCCGAAGAAGCCGAGUUCCAGCGCCGCGAAGCCACAAAGGCAAAAGCCAAAGCGCUCGCCGACGCCCGCCGCGCCAAAGCCGACGAGGAGAAGGCCAAGAACGCCCCCGCGGUCGAGGAGCCGCCGGAGGAGGCACAGGAAAUGACGGACGAGGACGCGGUGGCCGCACUUCGGGAGCUUGGGGAGCCGGCGAGGGUGUUUGGCGAGAGUGCUGCCGGGCGGGUGCGGCGGCUGAAGCGGUGUCUUGCGGCUGCGGAGGCGCGGAGGGUUGCCUCUGCGCCUGCGCUCACGGCGGAGGAGAUGGUGCUGGAUAUGAAGGAUGUGGGGGUGGAUGAUGCAAAGGUGUACCGGCAGCUGAGCGGGUGGUUUGCGCUUGUGCUGCGGGAGUGGGAGCUGGCUUUGGAAGCGCGGCCCGAGGCGGUCAAGGAGAGUUUCCAGGGUAAGGCCGCGGCAAGGAGUAUGCAGCAGGCGAAGCUGUAUAUGGGCCCGCUGUUUGUGCAUUUUGGGAAUCGGGAUCUGAAGAAGGAGUUGUAUACGAAGAUUUGUGAGAUUGUGGUGGAGGCGCAGGCGAGGAGGUAUGUCAAGGCGAAUGAUCUGUACUUGAGGCUGAGUAUUGGAAAUGCUGCCUGGCCGAUCGGUGUCACCAUGGUGGGUAUCCACGAGCGUUCGGCGCGCGAGAAGCUGCAUGAGAAGGGCAUGGCCGCGCAUAUCAUGAGCGACGAGGUCACGCGGAAGUUCCUGCAGAGCAUCAAGCGGUGCCUGUCCUUCUGCCAGACGCGGUGGAUCCCCGAGGAUCCGCUGCAGAUGAUGGGGUAG
This is a messenger RNA of Morchella importuna, 1035 nucleotides long. RefSeq lists its product as uncharacterized. Gene Ontology annotation, biological process: generation of catalytic spliceosome for second transesterification step; RNA splicing. Bases 1 to 1035 code for a protein of 344 amino acids. Gene Ontology annotation, cellular component: U4/U6 x U5 tri-snRNP complex; U2-type post-spliceosomal complex; U5 snRNP. The transcript is spliced from 2 exons. NCBI's taxonomy places the organism in Eukaryota, Fungi, Ascomycota, Pezizomycetes, Pezizales, Morchellaceae. The record is from RefSeq and is a predicted model, not a curated record.